UCUUUUGUUUAGUUUAUGUUACGUGUAAAAAUUAAAUUGUUCUAUGUAUUUUAGUGAAACAUUUCAAUACUAUCAACAAUAAAAGUCCAAUUAUUAAGUGAAUUUCAUCGUCACAUCAUUCGUCCGUUAUUGCUGACAGACUUGACAAAACUACUGAAAACCAUGACGAAACACUACCCCACGCCAUUUACGCCUAAAGACUCGUCGGAAAUGUGUAUACAGACCAGAAAGCCACUUUCGGCCUGUCAUACAGAGAACUUCGUGUUUCUACGGUUUCUUAUGCAUCUCUUCGGAUACACCGUUGACGGGCCGCCGAAGACGAAUGAUAAAAAUGUACUAAUUGAAUCAUCCGCCACCACGGACACACAGAUCGACUUGAAUUUCUUGGAUGGUUAUCAACAUCUGUUCGGUGAAAUGUUUAUGUCAGUGUUCCAGAAUAAGAGGCGAAAAAGAGCGGUGGACGAACAGUACGAUUUCGUGAUUGUCGGUGCCGGGUCAGCGGGCUGCGUUGUUGCCAACAGAUUGUCGGAAAUUAAAGACUGGAAGGUAUUACUACUCGAAGCCGGUAUUGAGGAACCCGAAUUUUCUUCUGUGCCAGGUCUUGCACCUUUACAAUUGGGAAGCAAGAUCGAUUGGAAUUAUACAACACAGCCUGAUGAACACAUGUGUAGGUCUAGACCAGGAGGUGUUUGUGAUUGGGCUAGGGGUAAAGUAAUGGGCGGGUCAAGCACGAUCAACUAUAUGAUUUAUACUCGAGGCAAUAUGGAAGAUUAUAAUGAAUGGGAACGUAUGGGCAAUGACGGAUGGGGAUAUGAUGAAGUCCUAUACUAUUUUAAAAAAUCCGAGGAUAAUGAAGAUCCAGAAGUUUAUAAAAAAAACCCGAAGUUUCAUGGUAAAGGUGGAUACCUUACGGUGGAAUGGUUUCCAUAUGUAGACCCUACAGCGGUAUCUUUAAUUAAGGCAUGGCAAGAGAAAGGUUUGCCUUAUGUAGAUGUAAAUGCCGAAAAUCAAAUAGGUGUGACUCAUUUACAAUCGACGGCUAGGCACGGCGAACGGAUGAGCACCAAUAAAGCGUUCAUAAGACCGAUUAGAAAAAAACGGAAAAACCUAACUGUUCUAACAGACGCACACGUCACUAGGGUAUUGAUUGAAAAGAAACGUGCUAUUGGGGUGGAGUUUUUGUAUAAGAAUAAAAUAAGAACGGUAUUCGCGAAAAAAGAAGUGAUUCUGAGUGCCGGCAGUCUAAACUCGCCUAAAAUACUGAUGCUUUCCGGUAUCGGGCCCAAAAAACACUUGGAGAAGAUGAACAUUAAAGUGGUGAAGAAUUUGCCUGUCGGUAAGAAUCUACAGGACCAUGUCACGAGCGACGGUAUUGUAAUACGCGUGAAAAAAACCGCCACUGACAAACCACUCAAAGAGAAAAAGGAAGACGCUAUUUUGUACAAAAAAAAACGAAAAGGUCCUUUGGCGGCCACUGGCCCAUUACAAUGUGGCGUAUUCCUUCAGACAAAAUAUGAAGAUUCACCGGAUCUCCCGGACAUAAAUUAUGCAUUUGAUAAUAGUAACGAGAAAGAUUGGAUUCUCGACCCCGCAAAUGCCACAAAAUUCGCUAUGUCUCCUGUUUCUUAUUACGAAGCGAUUAAUGUAAGACCGAUAUUGUUGAAGCCAAAAAGUAGAGGGUAUAUAUUACUCAACCAUACUCAUCCAAUAUGGGGUCAACCACUGAUUUAUCCACGUUUCUUUACUAAAGGGAACGAUCUUGAAAUACUUGUUGAAGGUAUGAAAAUCGCAGCGAAUCUGGUGAACACGGAGUCAAUGCGUAAAAUAGGUGCCAUGUUAGUCAACGUGCCGGCAAAGGCUUGCAAAAAAUAUAAGUUCGGCUCGGACGAGUACUGGGCGUGUGUGGCCACCGAGUACACGGCCACCAUAUACCAUCCGGUUGGCACGUGCAAGAUGGGACCGGAACAAGACGACGACGCCGUCGUCGACCCGGAACUGCGCGUGCACGGGGUUGCAGGUCUCAGGGUGGUAGAUGCUUCCAUCAUGCCCACUAUUGUCCGGGGAAACACGAACGCGCCGACCAUAAUGAUUGCGGAAAAGGCGUCUGACAUGAUCAAGGAUAAAUGGCAUCAGCAUCACGACAACGGAGCUGUCGUCAAGGAAUAACGAGAUGCGUGGUAUCUUAUUAUUACAUAUUGUAUGGCAUUAUUGUCUUCGACGGCGAGACCCAUGGCUGUCGACUCCAAAAAGUAGUCAUUUUCUUUUUUGGACUACUUUUGAGAGGAUGCUACCCAUGCAUGUGUUGACUUUGGUUUACAAACUUUGUGGAAUAGAAAAUUUCCGUUCAUCAGAAUUGGUUGUGUGUAAUUAGCUUAAAAUAUCGAAAAAACUAAAAACGAACAUCCGUUCUUAUAUUAAAACUAACAUUUCCGAUGAACAAAUAUGUGUUAUGCUGUACGUUUGUAAGACGGAGACAACCCGUGCAUGGUUGACGUUAUCUAGUUAAGACGACUCCGCGCACUCACCACUUAAAAGGGUUUGAUAUAGGCAGUUUUAAUGCAAUUUGAGAAGAAUUAAAAUAUUAUGUUUAAUCUUAAAUAUAUUUAGAUACUAAUUAAAAGUAUUUUAAAAGUGAUCCCAUGUCAGUUAUAACAACAGCUGUUGAUUAUUGCGUAAUAAUAUUGUAUUGUAAAGGAAAACGGUUUCACACAGGACAAACUUACGAGUAAGUACAUUAUUUACAGUAGAUAUAACUUAACCGAAUUUUCACACUACUUUUUUAUUUUAUUGAUACCAAAACACGAUAAUUUUUAAUGAACAUAAAGAAACGUUAAUUAAUCUGUAUGGAUAAAUGAAUGCUAUUGUCUUUAAGCUAUCAA
This is a messenger RNA of Rhopalosiphum maidis (corn leaf aphid), 2879 nucleotides long. RefSeq names its product glucose dehydrogenase [FAD, quinone]-like. The record is from RefSeq and is a predicted model, not a curated record. Gene Ontology annotation, molecular function: oxidoreductase activity, acting on CH-OH group of donors; flavin adenine dinucleotide binding. Bases 163 to 2166 code for a protein of 667 amino acids. The transcript is spliced from 7 exons. Lineage: Eukaryota; Metazoa; Arthropoda; Insecta; Hemiptera; Aphididae.